This is a messenger RNA of Fundulus heteroclitus (mummichog), 1018 nucleotides long. Its product is annotated as synaptogyrin 2a. The transcript is spliced from 4 exons. The record is from RefSeq and is a predicted model, not a curated record. Bases 107 to 760 code for a protein of 217 amino acids. Gene Ontology annotation, cellular component: neuromuscular junction; synaptic vesicle membrane. NCBI's taxonomy places the organism in Eukaryota, Metazoa, Chordata, Actinopteri, Cyprinodontiformes, Fundulidae.
AAUCGAAACUCCCCCCUCCGAACUUUGACAGGAAGAGUUUGUAACUCGUCUUGGUUUUGCCUGACGGGCUUUUUUUCACUCCCCUCUCUUUCCACUGCGUGAAAUAAUGCAGAGCAACGCUUACGGAGCCUCCCUGGCCGGCGGGGCCUUUGACGUGGGGAGCUUUGUGAAGAAGCCGCAGACGGUCCUGCGCUUCCUGAGCUGGGUGUUUUCCAUUGUGGUUUUCGCAAGUAUUACAGCCGAAGGGUACAUUAACCCAGAAACACAAGGAAAUGCAGAGUGCAUGUUCAACAAAAACGACAGUGCGUGCAGUUACGCGGUGGGCAUCGGGAUCCUGGCCUUCUUGGGCUGUUUCAUCUUCCUGCUGCUGGACGCCUACUUCCCGAACAUCAGCAAUGCCAAGGAGAGAAAAUACAUCGUCAUCGGAGAUCUGGCCUUCUCAGCGGCGUGGACAUUCCUGUGGUUCAUCUGCUUCUGUGUCCUGGCCAACCAGUGGUCCAAAACCACCAUGACGCAUGUCGUGGCUGACGCUGCCAGGGCCGUGAUCGCCUUCUCUUUCUUCUCGAUCGUCACCUGGGCCCUUUUGUCCUACUUUGCACUCGGAAGAUAUCGCCAAGGAGUGAGCGAGUUUAACCAGGAAUACACGGACCCCGCGCAGGACCACACUUCCCCGUACCCACCUCCCCAGUCGAGCUACCAGCAGGGCCCUUUCACCAGCACCCAGGGGCAGCAGGGAGAGUAUCAGCCUCCGACUUACUAAAGGACUGAGAUUUACUCACAUGAAUCCUGAUGGGAGAGGGUUUCUUCUUAAAAUAAAACGAAAAGAAAAAAAAACAAACGUGUGUACCAAUGGUUUGGUUUGAAAUCGGGGCUGUCCCGAUUUUUUCUUGCAUAUUUUUGGGCACUGACUUUUAGUUUUUGAUUGCACGCUUGUUCAAUAGAUGUUUUUGUUGUGAUGUUUGACAAAAAGGAAAUCUGGAGAGAUUUCUUUCUUUUUCUUCAUCAGAAGUGAUUAUUU